UAGUCUGUCCACUGCUACUCAGCAAAGAAGACAUCAUCUGGCAAGUUUGAGCUUGAUCUCAUUAAAUAUCCAGCUCCCACUACUCCCAUCGGGCAGAAGAUACAAACCUCGCAUCACAAGAUUCGGGAACAACUUCUUUCCUAUUAUUAGACCACUGAACAGUCCUUUCUCUCUAAUUUAAAACUAUAUUCUGCACUCUAGUAUUUUUCUCUUUGCACUACCUGUUGUACUUAUAUAUGGCUAUAUAUUUAUAUAAAAACAAAGAUUUUCCCUUGGUCUGCAAAAAAAAUCCUAUACCCGCAGCCCACUCUGUGAAGAGGUUCAGAAGAGAGCAGGGAUGCUUUCAGCACCUACUGGAAGGAACUUUUUAUAUCUUAGCCAUCCCACCCCUUGAUGCCAGCGGCCUUGAUUACAGAAUGGGCUAUCUUAUCCAACCUCACAGCCCUGUACUAAGCCAGUUAUAUAAAAACAAUGGGGGCACUGGAAUAGAAGGAGUCACAUGCACCUCACUGUAACUAUGUCUGUGCCAGGAACAAAUAUUUUUCCCUGCCUCUCUGCACAAUUGUUUCCUUCCAGAAGAAACCCACCACUACACAAAACUUAUCACCCACCCUGUCCGGUCAAGCAUCAGUUGCAGCAGACUGCAGAUCCCACAUUGGCCACAUCAACCCAAAGCUUCCCCUCACUUCUGAAAGGUGAGAGUCAUAGAGUUUACAGCGUGGAAACAGGCCCUUCUGCUCAUCCCACUUACCUGUGUUUCGCCCUUAUCCUUCCAAAUGCUAUUUAAAUGUUGUGAUAGUACCUGCUUCAAUUAUAUCCUCUGGGCAGCUCAUUCCAUAUACCCACAACUCUUAGCGUAAAAAAAACUUGCCCCUUGGAUACCUAUUAAAUUUUUCCCCUUGCCUUAAAACCUAUGACCUCUGGUUCGUGAUUACUCUACUCAGGGUAAAAGUAGGGUAAAAUACUUUUACCCUAUCUGUUCCUCUCGUAGACAAAAAUGCUGGAGAAACUCAACGGGUGAGGCAGCAUCUAUUGAGCGAAGGAAAUAGGCAACGUUUCGGGCCGAAACCCUUCUUCAAACUCAAUACACCUCUAUAAGAUUACUCCUCAUCCUCCUGCACUUCAUGGAAUAAAGUCAUUGUCUACUCAACCUCUCCCUAUGUUUCAAGUUGGGACCCUUCAGACUAGAAGUGUUGUCUGUCCAUUCCCUCCACAGAUGCUGCCUGAACGGCCAAGUACCUCCAGUACUCAAGAUGCCAGCAUCUGCAGUUCAUUGUGUCUCCAUUAUACAUGAGAACUUUCAUGAAGUUGGUAUAUUAGAGGAAAGUGAGGGGGAAACCAACUUUGACCUGCAGAGCCUCCAAAGCACUGACCCAAUUAUUGACCCCUACCAUUGGCCACCAUCACAGUUCAUUGCAAAUGGAUGAGGGGGAGAGACCCUGUUCGCCACUUUAAGAAACCCCACAUUUUGGCACUCAGCCAGGCAAACUAUUAUCCCGCCUCCGUGCUUCGUUGAUUGGUUCCUGGGUCGGAUUCUAGAAUCACCAUUGGCCAAUCAUAAUGUCAAUCAGCUCAGAUUCCUCUCCCCAUGAUAGUGACGUCGAUUGAAGACUGGCGUCCAUUGAAAAAGUCAGCCCUCCUCUUCAGAGCUCGUCAUUGGGCAACUCCAGCCAAGGUUGAAAGCUGAUUGCUUUAUGGACUGCCUCCUUUACCGGUCAUUCCAACUUGAUAACAAUGUCCCGCCCACGCUCCUCGACGAUUGGACCACUGGAAAGGAUAUUGGUUCUCCUAUUGACUAACCAUCACAUCAAUCAACAGGCCUCCUACCCACGCCAGCCAGCAAGUUAGGAUGCCACGGGAUCUACGAAGACCCGCCCACUGUCAUAUUUUCUAUUGGACAAUGGCGCCGGGUCGCAGGCCUGAUUUGACCACCUUGCUGUCAGUCACGACGCCGGCCGCUCGCUGUCAACUUAGGUUGCGGUAGACCCGGAAGUCUGCCUCCAUUUUAACCAUUGUUACGGUGGCGAGAGGGGAGAUUCUGAUCAUCGCUCAUAGCAACGGAGCGGGGGGGAAGGAGAGAAAUUCCCCUCCCGUUCACCUCGACUCCCCCGCUCCCGACAUUUAUUAUUUUUAAAUCGACUCUCAUUGGGGGAAAAAAAACUUUUUGUUUAAAAAAAGAUAAAUACAAUGACGGUUGUGGAGCCCGAGGCCUAACUUAGCUGGUGAAGCCUCGGGGUCGAGUAGGUGGGCAGUCCGUGCCGGCUCGCUGCCACCCCGGCAUCAAUGAAGCGUUGAUGCUGAAGGUUUUUUUUUUGUUUAAAAAAAAAGAUACGAAGAAAAUAAACUAAAGAACAAAAAAGACAUAACACGGCACGGAGUUUCCUCCACCACCCCCACAAAGCAAAUAAUCCCCGGAGGGAGGAAUCUGCCAAGUUCCAGGAGACACUUUGAAAGUCAAGGCCCUUUCAUGGAAGAGAUGACUAUGGCUCUUCAAGACUUAACAGAUAUUUCUGCCAUGACUGACGAGGUGUACAGGACACGAAGCCAGAAGAGAGCAAUGGAACGAGAUGGUCUACCUAAUGAUGUUGACAUGAAGAAACCAAAGAUGGAAUGUUCUCAGGGAACUGAUAUGGACAGUGAACUGGAAGAAUUGAAAGAAGAGAUAAGAAUUAAAACAGAGCCUGUUGACCGGGGUGGUGGAAGGACUGCAGGGUUACUAAAGGGGCCAGGCGAAGUAAAAGCAACUAUCAAAGUAGAAGUACCAACUGGAGAUGAACCUGUUGACAUGAGUACGUCAAAGAUUGAAAUGAAGAAGGUAAAGCGGCCCCUAUCUCCGGACAUCAUUGUCCUCUCCGACAACGAACCCUCAAGUCCCAGGCUGAACGGGCUCUCGAAGGAACUAAGAAGUGCAAACACGGAUGAUAUUAUGAAGAGCACCCCAGAGGAGCGAGAAAGAAUGAUCAAGCAAUUAAAGGAAGAGCUGCGGUUGGAGGAGGCCAAACUUGUCCUGCUCAAGAAGCUCCGCCAGAGUCAGAUCCAGAAGGAGGCCACUAUUCCAAAGCCUGCUGUCUCGACAGGCACUGCCAUGGCCACCCCACCCCCGCUGGUACGGGGAACGCUGCAUGUUCCCACUGGCAAGCCCAACUUCCAGGUAAACACCGCCCGUGCAGUGGGAACAGUAAUCCCACCACCAUUGGUUCGCGGUGUUCAACAAGGGACCUCAAAGGUUGGAUCGCAGCAGAACCCACAGAUUGUGAUGCCACCAUUAGUGAGAGGAAACCCACCGAUGUCUGUUUCUCCCCAGCAAAUUCACGCCAUCAGACCACAUGCCAGCACUGCCCCACCUCCUCUGAUGCUGGCUCCCCGCGCAUCAGUGCCCAGUGCGGUACAAAUCCAGGGCCAGAGGGUUCUACAACAGGGACUGAUCCGUGUGGCCAAUGUCCCCAACACCAGCCUGCUCGUCAACAUUCCACAGGCUUCAAGUGCAAUGAAAGCCUCAACGUUGAACUCGGCUCAGUCGAAUGUCGGCAAUACAGUGACAUCUGCUGUGAACUCCAACGACUCACCGGCCAGUCGCCAGGCAGCAGCCAAGCUUGCGCUCCGUAAGCAGCUGGAGAAAACGCUGCUGGAAAUUCCACCGCCCAAACCUCCAGCCCCCGAGCUGAACUUCCUACCAAGUGCUGCUAAUAAUGAGUUCAUCUACCUAGUCGGACUUGAAGAAGUGGUGCAUAACCUGCUAGAAACUCAAGGCAAAACCUCCGCGCAGGCGUUGGCCCAGGAACCGUAUGCCUGUUCGCAAUGUAAAACUGAUUUUACCUGUCGCUGGAGACAAGGAAAGACUGGGACGAUCAUGUGUGAGCAAUGUGUGACGUCCAACCAGAAGAAGGCAUUGAAAGCUGAACAUACUAAUCGUCUGAAAGCAGCAUUUGUGAAGGCUCUUCAGCAAGAACAGGAAAUUGAACAACGGAUACUGCAGCAGACAACUUCCAGUGUACAGAGUAAGCAAGACUCUGCAGUUCAACACCAUACGUUCAAACAGGUAUGGAAGAGCUCCAGCCAGCUGUCUCGAGGACCUCAGUCAACCACAGCCCGGGGAGUGUUGCACACGUUUAGCCAGUCAUCCCAGCUGCAGAAUGUGUCUCUCGUCAGCAGGCAGGGCAAGCACGGCGAGAGAGCCGGGGGGAAAGGCAACACCACAGCCUGGAGGAAGCAGAUCUCCAACACAGGGGUGACAAUGGCUUAUGUUAGCCCCAACCUAUCGGGCCACAAGACCUCAACGAUGGAUCGUCAACGCGAGUAUCUCCUGGACAUGAUCCCUUCACGAUCCAUCAGUCACUCAACCUCCACAUGGAAAUAGAUGCAGUGGCGGGUGGGUGGGGGUAGAGAGAAACUUUGAGAGAUGGCCGCCAUCACCCUGUACCCCUCGACAGCCGGGCAGUCCAUUGGUCAAAGGUAUGAGGCUCGGGUGAUCCAGGCCAUACCCCGUACUCCUUUACAAUGCAACCAGCAUUUCUUGGCAUUUUGAGCACAAAGCAAACGGUACAACAUGUGACCAGUUAGAAAUGGGCAUUUAUCUUGCCAGAUUACAAGGAAAGCUGUAUGUGGAGAAAAGAUUCUUUCUCCUUGCUGUUUCUCUGCGCCUGUGCGUGAGUGUACACCUUUAGUGCCCCCACGUCUUUGUUUUUCACUUCAUGGCACGUGAAACCAUUGAAGAUCUCGUGUUCCGCAGUAGCUGUGUUCCUCUGAUGGGUGGGGAAGGGAUGCCUCCUUUCUGCCUGAGGGCAAGCGUUAUAUUCGGUGCGAGGGGUAGGGUUGAGUGCUAAUUUGGUUAGUUGGGUGUAUCGAUUCACAGCAGCAGAGGCACCUGGUGUCUCUGGGACUGAAUCUUGUUGAUCUUGUGUGUCCCCUCGCACGAUAUAUCAGACGCAAAGACAUCUCCCAUCUUGCACCUCUAUACCAUGCUUAUAUAAUUACUCUUAGACAAACCAUGUAAUUCCUUUGGGUAUUACCCCCAACCUUCACCCACACACAGACUCUUCGGAGUUGGAAUUUGAAGGUAUGUCUGGGGGAGGGAUGAGAUCGAUGUUGGCACCGUGCGCUGGAUUCAUGCAGGGAUGCUGAUUAUUUCCAUCCCUCCUGUUACCUCCCCCCUUGCCUCAGCUACCGUGGGCAGCAGUCGGCUCCCCACACAUCCCACACUUCAAAACUGACAAACAGCAGCGCCUUUUAAUAUGUGGGAAUAUGUGGACGAUAAUGUGAAUCAGGGUUUUGUCUCUGUUGCGAAAUGUCCUGGUGAUGUGAAUAUCAGUCCAGACCAGGAUAUGACUUAAGCAAUUGCUAAGUGCAUGUAGAGGCGAGAAACUUUCUCUCAGCCCAACUGUUGUGGCUGAGCUGUUAUUUGGAGUGUCCCUGUGAACCUGUCACUGACACAGGCUUUCCCGUGGUCCAGAGCUGACUGGGAUAAGAGGGAAGGAGGCUUGGCUUUACACUGAAUCUCAUUGGGUUGGAGGGUGACCUGGCCUUGUGCUCCCUGACCCGCUGAGUAAGUCGAGCUUUCUUGAAUGGGACCGUAAUUAGAUGAUGGCUCAGUAAUUGAUAAUCGAGUUGUAUUUAAUUCUGGGCAGCGAGCUGAUGACAGGCAGAAUCACUCGAUAACUGAGAUGGAGACGCACUUGUGGUACAGCAGCCACUGUAGAAGUAUCAACACCAACGCGUGGCUCCUUCCAAUCUCUACAAACUUGUAAAUUGCAGACAUUUUAACUCGCUGCUUUCCUCUAACCUGUGAAUAAUCUUUUGACAUUAAGGCAGAUUUUUUCCCCCCCCCAAUUUUUGAUACAAAUUAGUCAUUAGUAAGACUGAAAAUAUUUUGCCAGCUGUCCUUGUUUGUUAGAGAUUUUGUUUGUGUUUAAUUGGUUAGCUGGAAUGACGUAUUUAAUUCCACCAAAGUAUCCUCCUAAGUUAAUAUUUUUGUGUGCAUUUUUGCACUACGGUGAUGGAAGUGUAAUGGCAGAGUUUGUAUGCCCUGACAAUUGGAUCCAGUCAGCCUAGUUCCGCUCUUUUGUCACAAGGGGCUGUUUUUGUAGCCAAUCUCAAUCCCAACCCCAACUCGUGUUCCCAGGGUCUACAGUUGUGGUGGUGAUUUAGUGAGUGCACAGCGUACACCAGUGCAAGAGAGAACAGUCCCACCUCCCAUCACCACUCUGCAUUCAGAUCCCAGUAGGGGCGGUUAAUGUGUGGGUUGUCCAUUGUGUUGGGUAAAACAGUCCUGUUCCUAGUAGCAGUCCACUCUCAUCCGAUGGGAAAUCUGAUUGUGUGCAUGUGUAAAACAAUCCCGUCCCUUGUUUAAAAGGCACGCAUGUGUUCCUCACCCCAACAUUCUGAACAUCUUUCAGCGUGCUAACUUUUCCUUCUGUUGGAUUUGGGGUGUUGAGAAAGUUGUCUCUCAUUGACGUAGAGCCUCAGAUUCUCUAUAAUGCAAUGUACAUAACUAAUGUUUACGCUGGUGUACAAGUUUCAGUUUGUCCUGAUUUUCAUUUGGAUCUUUAAAGAAUAUGACAUUCAGGACUCUGGAAGGAUGGUAGAUAUGGGGGUGAAAUGGUACCCACUGCAUUCUAGCCAAGGAGGUCCAUCACACGUGACUAUGUGGCGGUAUUCUUCUCUGGUCUUUCCUGGGAGAGUUGUGUUCUUUGCUGCCUGUGCUUACUGCUCACAAGAUAAAUAGAUGUUCUUUGUCCGUGAGAGCAGACCAGUCCCAAUGCCAUCUCUCCCACCUCUAUUUGUGAAUGAAAGAUGGUUGUUUUUAUUGGAAUAUUUGAAGACUGCUUGGGUUGCUGUGGGCAGCCAUAUUCCACGUGUUAUAAGUUAAUAUAUUCCCAGGCCAAGUGAUCGCUCUGUCGAGAAUUCAUGUCUGCCUUGACUAAUUGGGAAUCCCACACUUUAUUAGAAAUAAAGAGACCUGUAAUAACUCCACCAUGUUGUACCACCAUUCCAUCUUCUCCCCUCCCUCUCUCAAAGAUGUCACCUGGAGGAGUGCAGGUCUGUGGGGAGGGGUUUGAUGCAGCCUUACAGACAGCUUGCAUCUGUCUUUGUUGUGGGAACCCUCCCUCGAGAGUACACACGCCAAGCUGGGUUAGAGCAACAUGGUCGUCACCUUUUGGGUUUGUAUUCAGGGAGUGGUUUUAAAGGAAAGGUCAAGAAAGGACUUCACAUAGGUUAUACAUUGAAGGAACCACAGCCUUCGGGAGAAUGUGCCUCGUUUGGAUGUUCAGUGACAUGUUGAUACCAAAUAUUGUAGCCAGCUUAACGUUGGCAGCAGUCGCUCGGGUUGAGGGAACUUCACAGAUCCUUUGGCCCACGAAUCCCUUUUAGAUUUGAUCCCUGCCCCCACCGCCACCACCACCGCUCUCACCAAGCUCUCAGAAUUAUUGCCCAGUGGCCGGGGAAAGAGUGAGCGACGGAGAGAGGUUUUUUUUCUGAAAUGAAUGCACCAACGCAAAGUACCUCAAGAACACAUUGUCAAGAGAGUGAAAGAUUGUUUCACCGAUGGAGCCACAUUCGGAGCGAGGAGAUAACUGCACAAGACAAACUCUCACACAAAAUAAUUUUUAUCUUCAUUUUUUUGUCACAAGCGAAUUUAUAUUGGGGUGACUGGAACUGCAAGAGCCGUUACAGAUCUGUCGAUACUUUUUGGACCUUCUAUUUACUGUGACUAUAAUCUCUAAUAGAACAAACUUACAGAGAAAUUGCUGCAAGAAGCCUAUUCCCACUGGAGAAUUUCAAUCCAUGUUUGAAAUGGAUGAUGUAUAUUGUAUUGAGGGAUUUUUAGAAUUUGAAUGACAAAUAAACAGGACAAACAGCA
Leucoraja erinaceus (little skate) is the source of this 7858-nucleotide messenger RNA. It is a transcript of the gene gatad2ab, whose product is annotated as GATA zinc finger domain containing 2Ab. The transcript is spliced from 13 exons. The record is from RefSeq and is a predicted model, not a curated record. Gene Ontology annotation, cellular component: NuRD complex. The coding region runs from base 2468 to 4357 and encodes 629 amino acids. Lineage: Eukaryota; Metazoa; Chordata; Chondrichthyes; Rajiformes; Rajidae. Gene Ontology annotation, molecular function: sequence-specific DNA binding. Gene Ontology annotation, biological process: negative regulation of transcription by RNA polymerase II.